UUCCAUCUAAAACUCCAUUCCUUCUACUUCUAAAAGGAAAUGCGACCACGAACUGACCCAAGGCAACUUUACCAAAGUGCCCAUUGGAUAUAACAGCAGUCGUGUCCUAAAGAAACUAUUUUUGAUAGGGGCAUGUGAGUCAUUGUGUGCCACAUUGAAGAAAUGUGGACCCAAGGUCGAAAAUUCCCCCACGGAAACAUGUCUCUUGGCUUUUAAGCCAAGAGAAAUUGAUGGUUACGUGCCUGGCAUGCAAAGCUUUAGAGAUUCUUGAGGGUUUGCAGCAAUGCCCACUUCACCCAAAAAGGCCAAUACUCUCAUUUGGUUGCUGAGACUGUAGCCUUAUGUGAAUAAAUUUUCUUUUUGAUUCAAGGGCCCUGUUCUUGCGCCACUACCUUUCACCCGGUUCCUCAGCUCUUUUCAGGCAAAAGAUCCAAUUUAUAGUAGUGAGAAAAUUCCAGGCUGGAGAAUUCAUAGACUGGAAAGGAAGAAAAAAGAUUAAUGGCAUCACUUACACCAGGAGUGCUAUUAAAGCUUCUUCAGAGUAUGAAUUCCAAUGUAAAAGUUCGAGGGGAAUAUCGAUCUGUGCUCCUGCAAGUAAUCAGCAUUGUGCCUGCUUUAACAGGAUCAGAGUUGUGGCCUAACCAAGGUUUCUUCAUCAAAGUAUCCGACUCCUCGCAUUCAACAUAUGUUUCGCUGUCACAGGAUGACAAUGAAUUAAUCUUGAACAAUAAAUUGCAACUUGGUCAGUUUUUUUAUGUUGAGAGAGUGGAAGCUGGAACCCCAGUUCCCAUUCUUGUUGGUAUCAGGCCAGUUCCAGGAAGGAAUCCUUUUAUAGGCAAUCCAAAGGAUUUGAUGCAGAUGUUAGUGCCAUCCGAGUGUCCAGUGGCGGUUGAUAAUGAAGGAAAUAAUGGUUCAAAAACAAAGGAAUUAGUGGAAAUGAAAGAGGUGAGCCCGAGACAGAAAAUCGUUAUCAAAGAGGAAAAAGCAGGUGUUGCAUCAAGGUAUAUGCAGGGUAUUUUGCCAUCAAAUCCUAAAGCAAGUGGACCAGAUUCAAUUAGUUGUGUGAAAAGCACCGAGAAUGAGAGCUGUGGAGCAGGUAAAAAGGGAAAAAGCAAACAGCAGGAACCUAAAGGUCAGGGUAUAGCAUUACAGGCACACCCGGUGACUCCUACCCGUAGUAGGCCAGAGGUACCAGUCUCGAAGCCCGAGGUUGUUGCAUCUAACACCAAGGAAACUAUGGUGCCUCCCAAGGGCACACCUGUAAAACGCUCUUCAAGUAAACAGGAAAACAUGAACUUGAAUUGUUUGCCAAACAGCAAAGAAAAGAAUAAUUUGCCAGAGACAGGUUCGUGGAACACUCUGCCUGCCAGUCUCUUAAAGCCAGGGAAGGGAAUGCUUAGAAGAAGAAAUUUAGCUUCUUUGGUUGCAGCAGAUGCUCAAAGGGAGGCAUCAAUGGCAGCAAAUCUUGUCAAGUGUCUUUGCAUGUUUGCUGAUAUAUGCUCCUCUGCCUCACCUGAGAACCCCCAUCUCUCUCUCACCAAGUUCUUCACCCUUCAACAGCUAAUUGACCAACCAAGUGUUGCAACAAAUUUAAAAGAUAAGCCACUUCAGUUAUCUACUCUUCCAUCUGUGCUAGACAAAGAAAAGUCUAACAAAAGGAAAGGUCUAACCCAUGAAAAAAGUACAUUAAAGUCUCCAAAGUCUUCAAUACAGUCGAGUGGAGCUGAGAAACUAGAAUGGGCCAAAGGAGAUGGUGCCAAAGAGAUAAAAGAACUGAGGGGAAUUUUGCUGCAUGAAACAAGAACUUGGUUUUUGAAAUUUUUAGAGGAAGCAUUGGAUGUUGGAUUUCGGAUCAGUACCCAGGAGAAGAAAGGAAAAAUUGCCACAGGACGAGUGAUGGAGCAGGACAACCAUAUUGCUGUCACAUUGUCACAACUUAAAUUUGCAAAUGAAUGGUUGGAUAAAGUACAAAGGAGUUUGAGCUCAGAUAACACUGGACUGAUGGAAACUGCGGAACGGUUGAAACAAAAAGUUUAUGCUUCUUUGCUUAGCCAUGUGGACUCAGCAGCCUCAGCUUUAGAGAGUCGACCUUGAUCGCAGUUGAAUCAGCAUGAAAAGGAUGGUUUUAAAGCUUUUUUGUCACCUACUGUUUGUAAUAACUUAAAAGUAUUUAAGGUGAUACUAAUUUUCUGGAUGACUUGAGGCGCCAAAGAGAACUAUAGACAAUUUGGCCAUAUAUUUAAGUUGUGGUUGUCUUGUCAGCAAACCUAUGACUAAGUCAUUUGUGUAUAACAAUAAAGUCAUUGAAGGUUCACUUCAACCCACAUUAUUUAUUUUAAUUUUAAGCCUGCAACAAAUGUAUUAUUAAAAUUUUAAAUUUCUGAGUAUCAAGAGGAAGUACCGAGAAAAUUACCUUUGCGC
Messenger RNA from Durio zibethinus, 2421 nucleotides. Its product is annotated as protein CORTICAL MICROTUBULE DISORDERING 1-like. Lineage: Eukaryota; Viridiplantae; Streptophyta; Magnoliopsida; Malvales; Malvaceae. The record is from RefSeq and is a predicted model, not a curated record.